Molecule: messenger RNA, 291 nt
Organism: Vittaforma corneae ATCC 50505
Lineage: Eukaryota; Fungi; Microsporidia; Nosematidae
Exons: 1
Coding region: 1-291 (96 amino acids)
Source: RefSeq, a predicted model, not a curated record
AUGAAGUUAAAAGAAGUACUGCAAAAGAAUCCAACCAUUGUUGUUACAAAAGAGAACUGCCCGUUCUGUGACACAGCUAAGAACACACUCGACAAAAAAAAGGUGAAGUAUUUGGAAAUUGAUGGAAUGAAGAACCAAGAUCUUGUGCAAGAAAUUGUGCAAAAGGAAAAGCACAAAACUUUUCCGAUGAUUUAUUUGAAUGGGAAAUUCAUUGGAGGAAAUGAUAAAUUACAAGAGUAUUACAGAGACCUUGAAAGCAACAAGGAGAAUCUAAAUGAAAAUGCACUUUAA